Messenger RNA from Nematolebias whitei (Rio pearlfish), 868 nucleotides. RefSeq lists its product as uncharacterized. Bases 125 to 868 code for a protein of 247 amino acids. The record is from RefSeq and is a predicted model, not a curated record. The transcript is spliced from 3 exons. Lineage: Eukaryota; Metazoa; Chordata; Actinopteri; Cyprinodontiformes; Rivulidae.
UCCAUGUUCCGUGUUGACUAACUAAGCCUCUUUUCUCAACGUCUGAUGAAAUUAGUAUAAUUUUGAGUUCUAUUCAGCUGUAAGUACUCGGUUAAUGUAAAUACUGAUGAACGAAAGCUAACAGAUGUGGAGACAGCAGGUCCAGCAGCACCUGGAUGCAGAGGAAGAAGAAAUGGAGGUUUUCCUUGGAAGUAGAGAUGCUCUUGAACAGGAAACAACUGGAGGAAGCCAAAUCAUAGAUGCAGUUUUCAGUCCCAACGAUCAACUGCAUAUAAUAGUGGUUCCUGCAGAUGUUCAGAAGUCAGUGCUGAUUAAAGAAGAACCUCCUGAAGAACAGUGGCCUGAUGUGGACCAGCAGGACACAAAUUGCCUCCACAUAAAAGAGGAAGAUGAGGAACCGUGGACCAUUUUGGGGGCAGAGCAGCUCAGUAUGAAGGAGGAGACAGAUGUCACCAGCUUUUCAUUAACUGCAGUUCAUUUUAAGAGUGAGGAUGAUGAAGAGAAACAUCUGUUCUCACAGCUUCAUCGACACCAUGUUGAAGUCGGAGAUCUUCUAUCCAGCAGCUCAGGUGACCACAUGGAAUCAGCAACUGGUGAAGGAGAAAAUUAUACAAAAAAAACAGAUCUAAAUGCUUGUAGAGAUGAUUCAGAUUUUUCAGAAACUGAAGUUAGUGAAGGUGAUGAAGAGGAUAAUGAUGUGAACAAUCCUGAGUCUCAGCUGAAACUUAUAUCAGACUUUGGGUUAAAAACUGAAGGCAUUGAUGAAGCCUGGGAGUCUUCACCCAGCAGGUGGGGGAAGUCUCUGCCUCAAGGGACCUGCAUGCUCCAUCCAAAGGAGCAAAAUCUGCUCUCAUUGACAGCAGAGUGA